Messenger RNA from Suricata suricatta (meerkat), 821 nucleotides. RefSeq names its product CD99 molecule like 2 (gene CD99L2). The record is from RefSeq and is a predicted model, not a curated record. The transcript has 10 exons. NCBI's taxonomy places the organism in Eukaryota, Metazoa, Chordata, Mammalia, Carnivora, Herpestidae. Bases 1 to 600 code for a protein of 199 amino acids.
AUGGAUCUGAGAUCCGAAGGAUCUGGGGACUCUGAUUUUCGUCUGGAGGAUGCAUUUGAAGAAACUUCCUCAGUAAAGCAGAGAUGGGACCGUGGCACCACCACAACCAAGAGGCCAGUAGCGACCAGAGCUCCAGUCAAGCCUGCAGAUGAUGAUUUUAACUUGGCUGAUGCCUUGGAUGAUCGAAACGAUCGAGACGAUGGCCGCAAGAAACCGAGUGCAGGAGGAGGAGGUUUUUCAGACAAGGAUCUUGAAGACAUAUUAGGUGGUGGGCAGUACAAACCUGACAAAGGUGAUGGUCGAUAUGGCGGCAGUGACGACCCUGACUCUGGAAGGUCGACAGAGGUGGGCACCAUCGCCGGCGUGGCCAGCGCCCUGGCCAUGGCCCUGAUCGGCGCGCUCUCCAGCUACAUCUCGUACCAGCAGAAGAGGCUCUGCUUCAGCAUCCAGCAUGCAGCAGAAGGUCAAGAUGAGCUGAAUGCGGACUACGUGAAGGAAGAGAACCUGGAAGCCGUUGUGUGCGAGGAACCCCAAGUGAAAUACCUAACGCUGCAAACGCAGUCUGCAGAGCCGCCGCCCCCUGGCCCGUGCCACUUGUGACCGGCUCCUCGUUUCCCUCGGACCCCCAGCUGCCGCACUGCUUUGCUGACGUCAUUGGCUUCUCGUCUUAAGUCUUCCCGAUGAGCUCUGGACGUGUGUGAGUCGGGUUUCUGUGCCCGCCCGCCGCAGAGGCCCCGAGAGCGUCCGUGUGGAACCCAGAGCCAGCCCCGGCCUUGGAGCCGCCGGGCCGCCACCCCGGGCCUGAGGGAGCGGGCGGGAGG